AUGCCUCACGCAGAAAGCGACAUGUCCAGCCCCGUCACUAACGGUGACAAGCCUCACUCACAAUUCUUCUCACACCUGAAGUCCUAUCCUGUCGUCAAUGAUGGCGUCGAGACAUUCAUGAACAACCCCUACGGAGCCAAGUCGCUCGACAUUGCCGACGCUGCUUACACCAAGCUCGGAAAGCCCGUCAUGCCUUACCUCAGAACUCCUUACUCAUAUGCCGCACCCUACGUGGCCAAGGCCGACAGUCUGGCCGACAAGGGACUGGAACAAGUCGACACCCGCUUCCCCAUCGUCAGGGAAGACACCGUCACCAUCAAGGACACGGUGGUGAACUAUGCUUUCCUCCCCUUCAGAGUCGCCGAUGAGGGCCGCACGUACUUCUUGAACACCUGGGAGGACCAGUACAACAAGACUGCAGCUCGCAACAACCGCGGCAACAGCUUGAGCACCAGCUUCCUGGCCAUCAUCUCUACCCAACUCAAGAUCGCUGCUGACAGUGUCAACCUUGUUGCCGAUUGGUUCGGUCCGAAGACUGAGGAGGCCAAGCAGAGAAGCGACUCCCUGUUCAGUAGUCUGUACAACAAGGCCGCAUCUUACGGAGAGCAGGCCAAGAAGAAGGCCAGCGACGCCAACGACAAGGCCGAGACGUAUGCCGAAAAGGCCCAGGAAAAGUCAGAAUACUGA
Aureobasidium vineae is the source of this 687-nucleotide messenger RNA. Lineage: Eukaryota; Fungi; Ascomycota; Dothideomycetes; Dothideales; Saccotheciaceae. The record is from the annotation of a GenBank genome assembly.